AUGCGCCUUGCGGCAUUUAUCCUCGCCUUUGCUCUGAGGCCGGCUGGGGGUGUUGAUAUCGGAUUAUCCACCAAGUGCGUAGCCAUCCCUGAGGAAAUGGCCUUGUGUCGCGACAUCGGCUACUCGGAAAUGAGGCUGCCCAACCUCAUGGGGCACACCGGCCUGGCGGAGGUCGUCCAGAAAUCUGCCGCCUGGCACCGCCUCGUGAGCACCGCCUGCCACCCCCUCGCGAGCCUUUUCUUGUGCUCGCUCUUUGCGCCCGUCUGCUUGGACACCUUCGUCCAGCCUUGCAGAAGUAUGUGUGUCGCUGUUCGGGAUAGCUGUGCUCCUGUCUCGGAAUGCCAAGGACACCCCUGGCCCAGCAGUUUGGACUGUGAUCGAUUCCCUGCAGAUGAGGACACGUGCCUGGCAUCCCUCGGCAAAGAGUAUAAACGUGGUCUCAGAGCCUCUCCAAAGCCUAUCUGCCAGACUUGUCCAGCCAUUGAUGAGCUCCUGACACGCAAGAAAGUGCUAGACAUUUUUUGUAUUGACAAUUUUGCUGCAAAGGUGAAGCUGUCCAGGAAACGAUCUGCCUUCCAUGUUCAAGAGUAUAACAUUGACUGCCAGGUGGAAUUCAUUAACCAGGGGUUGCUCUUGCCUUAUGAUGCUUGCAGUGCGAUCAAGCAAUGGUUUCUGAUCAAUGAAAACUGCACUCGGCAAAUGAUCCACGCUCACUGUCCCAUGGUGUAUCUCAUUGUGGGGACAGCUGAGGAAGGUAAUGUCUUAGUCAACCAAGUGUAUCACUGGCAGAAGUGGGAUUACAGGCUGACCCUAGCAACAUGGAAGUGGAGACAUCGUAAAUGUGUAUAACUCUAUUAUACAACUUCCACCAUUUGUAAAUGUUUAGUGCUUCACUCUACAGUUUCAUGAGCACUCUGAUGUGCAUGCAGAAACCCUGCAUAUUGCUGGCAUCCCCUUUCACUCCAGGGGAGGGAGCUAGUCUGGAGCAGAAGACGCAUGAAUUUGUUUCUUUUUGAAAUGAAUGAAGAAGCCAAGGGUAUAAGGCUGUGUACAUAUUUGGAGUUUCCAUGCCCAGAACAGGCCAGUGAGUCAGGGCAAGGGUGUCUUGUAAAUACCAGUGUACCACAAACCACGUGUCAAGCCUUACUGUCACAGCUCUUUCUGACAUAUGAUGGAAUAGAUAAAUGUCGACUUCUUCAGUUUACUUGGUACAAG
Rhineura floridana is the source of this 1215-nucleotide messenger RNA. RefSeq names its product secreted frizzled-related protein 2-like. The record is from RefSeq and is a predicted model, not a curated record. The transcript has 4 exons. NCBI's taxonomy places the organism in Eukaryota, Metazoa, Chordata, Lepidosauria, Squamata, Rhineuridae. Gene Ontology annotation, biological process: canonical Wnt signaling pathway; negative regulation of canonical Wnt signaling pathway; non-canonical Wnt signaling pathway. Bases 1 to 849 code for a protein of 282 amino acids. Gene Ontology annotation, molecular function: Wnt-protein binding.